GCCUUUGCGGAAGGGAAAGCCUCGAUGCGCGGGCUGGGCAUUCCCCGGAAAAGAGGAGGGCGUCGCUUCAGUCAGCUGACCGGGAUAAGGCGAGGGCGAAAGGACUUCCAAAACAAACCACUUUCUUCUAGUCCUUCUCAACCGUUUUGCUGUUUACUCACUGCCGGAGCAACGUCUGUAGCAGCGGAAGGAAACAUCAGCCUUCCCACCAGUGCUCGAAAAGCCCGGUGGCUGCUGCUGCAAUCCACGCCAUGGAGGCGAAACCCUGUUUCUCCUUCUAUAACUGUAGCAAUGUCUAAGAAGCCGUUCAGUUGUCUUGCUGAAAAUGGGCAGUGUAGCAAGACUGAGGUGGAAAACGGCCAUCCAAAUGUGUCACCUCCCUCACUUGGCACAACCACAGCUGAAGAAAUGGUCCAGCAGAUGAAAGAGCUCAUCACUGAGAACAAUGAGCUUAAAGUAGCCAUGAGGCAACGUAAUCAAGCUAUGAAGGAUCGCUUUGAGGAGCUUUCCACAUGGAGAGAGAAGCUGAAGGAAGAUCGGGAGUUUUAUGAGACUAAAUUCAAAACAGCGAGACAGUGCUUGGCAACCAAAUGUGUGGAGAAUGAAGCACUUAAAAAGCAACUCCAGACUCUAGAGGAAAGAGAGGUAGAACUCACAAACGCUUGCACAGUUUCCAAAAAGGAGAUGAUGCAGGAAGUGGAGCUGCUGAAGACCCAGGUGAUGAAGCUCCAGGCUGAGAAGGCUGAUCUGGUUGCCAUAAUUUCAGAGCUGCAGCUUAAACUCAACAGUACCAUAGCUGAAGACUCCUUUGUUGAAAUCAGGAUGCACGAAGGAGAAAUAAAUGGAAGUGUAAAAGAAAUUCAAGAUCUUAAUGGCAAAAGAGUGGAUGACACAGCUACCUACAUGAGGAGCAGAUCUGUGGAUGAAGCGAACAAAAAAAAGGAAACUGAAGAGUUAACUGUCAGCCAGCUUCUUCAUUCCCUCAGGAGUGAGACUCAGAAGAGAGAAGCUUUGGAAAAGGAGCUGCAGGAACAGAAGGACAGACUGCUGUCAGAAAAUAAAACAGAAGAGAAAGGCACUCAAACAGAACAUGAAGAGGAGGAAGAAAAAGAGAGAGGAGAAAAUGUGUGCGAUGAAGUAGAAACUCUAAACCUGCAAGUGUCUGCCCUGUUCAGAGAACUUCAGGAGACACAUGCCAAACUAAAAGAAGCUGAGAUGAUCCAGAAGAAGCUGCAAGAAAAAUGUCAGAUUCUUGAAAGACAACAUGGUGCAAGUGCUGGAGACAUGGAUGAGAAGCAGCAGCUGUUGUACACCAUUAAGAAGCUAGAGCUUCAAGUGGAGAGCAUGCAGUCGGAGAUCAAGCUGGAGCAAGCCAAAACAAAUGAUGAAAAACAGAAAUUUAAUACACUACAGGAUGCUUAUAACAAGCUCGUAUCUGAACUGACCAAUGCAAUGCAAACAGUUGAAGAAUUAAAAGAAAAAGAGGCCGAAGUGGUCGAUAAGGCUACAGCAGAGGAACUAGCUCACAGGCUGGAUCUGGCAGAGAAAGCCCUGGCUGCCAAACAGUUCCAGAUAGAUGAAAUGAAGCAGACCAUUGCCAAGCAGGAGGAAGAACUUGAAACCAUGGCUAUCCUCCGAGCUCAGAUGGAGGUAUAUUGUUCUGACUUCCAUGCUGAAAGAGAAGCACGGGAGAAGAUCCAUGAGGAAAAGGAGCAAUUAGCUACGCAGUUGGCAUACUUGCUGGCAGAAAAGCAAGACCGUGAAGAUCUCGGGAGGAACACGCUGGCAGAAAUGCAAACUCGUCAUAGAACUAGACUUCCAUCAGAUCAGGACAAAUCUCACUUUUCUCAAGGAGUGAAAUUUCUGUCUGUAGGAACAGAAGAUUGGGAUUGGCAGCAGCAACAAAGGAAUAUCCCAGUACAUUCUUGCCCAAAGUGUGGAAUGAUUGUUCCUGAUAUGGACACACUUCAGAUUCAUGUUAUGGACUGUAUCAUCUAAGUACUGACCUCAAAAAUUCUCAAAGAUGAGAACUGCACUUUCUAAGCAAAAUAUGGCCACCCCCACCCUUUAGUAGAGAGCCUGAUCUAUGAAAUGUAAUAGUCUUGUUCUGUUUAUUUCAAUAAGAAUGUUUAGGGUUUUGUUAUAUAUUGGAAAUUUACCCAUGGGAAAAAUAGUGUGUUUUUUCUUUUAAAAAGCCAGUUAUCUUUUUUUCCUUCCAACUGGCUAAAGCUGAGGAUACUAACACUCCAAUGCUUAUUUGAUCCAAGGUAUUUAUUAAUACUACUGAGUAUGAGGAUGUGUAUUUAUGUAUGUGCAUGAACAUGUGUGUGAACAUUUUUGCAGACUUGUGGGCACCUUCAAGUGUGACUAAGCCUAUGUACCAAUGUGUGUAGUUGCAUAAUCUGAGGUGCCUCGUAUGUCCAUGUGUCUGCCAAUGCAUGUUUGCACUUACAUGUACCUGCACAUAUGAAAGUAUUUACAUAUGGUACAGAUAUGUAAAUGAAAGUGACGAAACUUAGCUCAGUUAGGAGGAGAGAUGGGCCAAGAAGAUGCUGAAGAGCUAGAUGCUUGAAUUCAACUGUUAUCAAGAUCAUAUUUACAAGGCAGCGACUCUCCUAGAAUAUGUGUUUGCUACGUGCUUAAAUGUGGCUGCACUUGAUCUGGUGUGCAUGCCCAGCACUUUUCAAGAUGGUGAAAGCUAUGACUUGCAUAGCUUUGGAGUGGAACUGAGAAAGAUAUUGAGAGGGAAUAUCAAGGAUGCAAAAGUUAUGCUGACAUCAUUUGUGGUUUCACUUCAUUCUAAUCUGGAAACUGACUGAUUUAAUAAUAUAUUUUAGUAAUUGAAUGGGGAGGAAAUCCUACCCCCCCC
This is a messenger RNA of Rhineura floridana, 2869 nucleotides long. It is a transcript of the gene OPTN, whose product is annotated as optineurin. The record is from RefSeq and is a predicted model, not a curated record. Gene Ontology annotation, cellular component: cytoplasm; nucleus; Golgi apparatus. NCBI's taxonomy places the organism in Eukaryota, Metazoa, Chordata, Lepidosauria, Squamata, Rhineuridae. Gene Ontology annotation, molecular function: K63-linked polyubiquitin modification-dependent protein binding. Gene Ontology annotation, biological process: protein localization to Golgi apparatus; Golgi ribbon formation; regulation of canonical NF-kappaB signal transduction. The coding region runs from base 25 to 1998 and encodes 657 amino acids. The transcript is spliced from 14 exons.